AUGUCCACCACCGAUAACACCACACCAAACUACAAAAUUUUCUUCGAGUAUCCUUCUGCGCUAGAGGAAGCCAACAAAACAUAUAAACAAAUUACUAGCAAUUACCAUAACCGCGCGCUCCAUCCUAAAGUUAACCAACCGAGUGAUGAAGACUAUGGGAUUUGCGUUUGUGAAUACCAGCCAGGCGACCCAAUCGAUGAUGCGUGCGGGUCUGAAUGUAUUAAUCGCGUGUUAUUCAUCGAGUGUACAGGAGAUUGUCCUAUUGGAGACUACUGCAAAAACAAAAGAUUCCAGCAAGCUGAAUAUUCUGUUGUCGAUGUAUUUAAGACCGAAUCAAAAGGAUAUGGGUUGCGAGCAAUGGAGCCUAUUAAAAAAAACACCUUUAUCAUAGAAUACACCGGAGAAAUCGUUCCAAAAGACGUCUUUUACCAGCGUCAAACAGAUUACGCGAAAAAAGGGAUUGAGCACUUUUAUUUUAUGAGUCUUACUAAUGGAGAGCUUAUUGACGCGACUAAGAAAGGCUGUAUCGCGAGGUUUAUGAAUCACUCUUGCAAUCCGAACUGCUUUAUCCAGAAGUGGAUUGUGAAUAAAAGAACGCGCAUUGGAAUCUUCGCUUUACGUGAUAUUGUAUUGGGAGAAGAACUCACAUUUGAUUACAAUACAGAUAGAAAAGGAAUGGCCGCUCAAAAAUGCCACUGUAACGAGGAUAACUGCUGCGGAUAUCUUGGUGGUCAGAAAGGGUCUGACGAUGAAUCAGAUGACGAAGGCGAGGGUGAAAUGGGACCAAUCCAAGAUCCUGAAGAUGUGCCCGAAUUCAUACGAACAAUGAUCCGCACACUACAUAAUCGGGAUGAAGUACUUGAUAUAUUGUAUCGUCUCGAGAUGACGGAUGAUAAUGAUGUUUUUAGCAAAUUCAAGCAUCUUCACGGUUUACUUGUGUUGAAAGCGUAUCUAGUCGAAUGGAGACACGAUGAUGAGAUCGUUUUAAAGACUUUAGAGGUGUUGCCAAAACUACCAAUCUUGGCCCGAAAUACGAUAACUGAUGCUAAAAUUGAAGAGAAAAUGGAAAUAUUCAAGGAAAGAUCUCCACAAAUGAAAGAUUUAGUGGAUGCGAAAAGUGGGGAUCUCUUACUGUCCUACACAGAUGUCCAAAAAAGACUAUCUUAUUCACAUUACAUUCCUUAUCAUGACAAUCGCAAUCAUCAUACUUAUAAUAAUGAACCAGAGCGAAGGCCAAGAUAUGAAUCGAGUCGGGACUUUUAUGAAUCUUACAGCUCUUACAAACCUUCUUCAGUAAAUGAUUCAUAUCGGUCAUCGCAUAAUAAUGAUCAAAGAACUUCGACGUUCACAUCUACAGAUCGAUAUCGACCUACUCCACAAUUAGUCGCACGUCAUCAACAAAGAAGUCCAAAUAAAGGUGAAAGUUCCGAUACAGCAGUAGCAACUAAUAACGUUCAUCAUAAUAAAGCAACAACUUCAUCAUCAUCAGUACUACAAGCAACUCCGCCUCAACCGCCACAAUCAACAUUAGCAUUACCUGACCCCACCUCGCUGCCACAAGUACCAAGAAUUAUUCAACCAGGGUCAUUGCACCCAAAUUGGCGCGAAGUCGUGGGGGAUGAAGGUCAAGUCUAUUAUUAUAACGUGGUCACGAACAAAACGCAGUGGGAGAGACCGGUGGUGGAGGACCGGCAAACUUUGGAGGGGUAUAGCGUGGCGUCGAUCAACGCGGUGAUCGAGCGGGUGAUGGCUUCGCAGCACGUAGCUGUGGAGCCGGAGCCCCAAGGAGAGGAGGAAGGAGCCAAGGUGGAGCCAGCGGCUGCAAUGAGCGAGACAGCAUUUAAGGAGGAGCUGCAGAAGUUGGUGAUUGAUCGUUGCAGCCGCUGGAAGGGUGAGUUUAAGGUGGCGGAUUUUAAAAAACACGCCAGGAGGCUGGCCCACCUGGUGGUGGAUAAAGAAUUCCGCCGCCAGAAGGAGGGGGUGUACGUGGUGACCGACUCUCUUCGGUCGCGAAUAAAGAAGUUUGUCGCCGAUUACAUCGGCAAACUUCUCGCGCACCGAGGAGAGCCCCUCGAGACUUCUGCUGGUCAGAAGAGGAGUCUUGAGGACCGCUCGGAGGAGGGUGGUCACCACAAAAAAUCAAAAAAUUAA
Messenger RNA from Ambispora gerdemannii, 2151 nucleotides. The record is from the annotation of a GenBank genome assembly. NCBI's taxonomy places the organism in Eukaryota, Fungi, Glomeromycota, Glomeromycetes, Archaeosporales, Ambisporaceae.